This is a messenger RNA of Thunnus maccoyii (southern bluefin tuna), 2227 nucleotides long. RefSeq names its product IKBKB interacting protein. The record is from RefSeq and is a predicted model, not a curated record. The transcript has 3 exons. Lineage: Eukaryota; Metazoa; Chordata; Actinopteri; Scombriformes; Scombridae. Bases 223 to 1425 code for a protein of 400 amino acids.
UCCUAGGAAGAAGGGAAAGGAUUAAACAUUGUUUAUAGCUGUAACAUUACGCAAAAACCCAGCUGUGGACCAUUUUGUGACUUCAUCAUUCUACAUUAUGCACUUAUCAGGGAGACAAAUGUCUUAUUUUAGUCUGCAACGUAACGAAUAAUAGAUUGGUGGUCUUUUUUCUGGUAGGCCUGUUGAAUUCCUUUAAAGUUAACAGUGUGUCAGUGUGCAAAGAUGCCGAGUGAAGUAAAGCAGAGAAAGAAGGCAAAGCAGAGUGAUGAGCUGUCCGAAACGUCGCCUGCGAAUACCAAAGAUGAAAAGACGAAGACAGAAGUUGGAAACAACGCAGCAGCAAAUAAAACGUCUUCGAGUUUGGACCUGAAAAGCAUAAUGUGCUUGCUGUCGUUUGCAGCAUGCGGGGCACUGAGCUGGGUGGUGCUUCAACAGAAUGAGAGGUUCUCCGAAAUUGAAGAAAAGUACCAUUUUUUACAGGGAAAGACUUCGAGUCUGUUCGACAUGGAGGAAGAAGUCCUUAAAGUUUCUAAAAAGCUUGCCGCCUCUCAGGACGACCUCCAAGAGGCGCUCUCCACCGUCACCUUGGCAACAAGACUCCAACAGGACAUCUCCACCCUUCAUGCUGUUAUCAUGGCGAUGCAGGCCGACGAGAACUCUGCCUCCCGCAACCUGCAGAUGGUCAACGCUCACUUCCUCAACGUGACCGAGACGUGGCAGGAGCACCUGGCCGCCGUCACCUCUGACCUGACUGCCCUCAAGGCCGAGUCACGGGAAGCUCACAGCGGAGCCACAGAGCGGGUGAACGAGGCCGAACGGAGGGCCCGGCAGCUAGCAAAAAAGUUGGAGGAGCUUGAGGACAGCACAAAGAGGAACGCCCGCGCUAUGGAUCGGACAGAGGAGGACGACACCAAGCGAGCCCAGGAACAUCUGGACUGGAACACCAAGCAGAUCCACAAGCUGGAGGAGCAGCUCAGCAGCUUGUCCCGCAGGGAGGCCGAGCUCAGCUCUCAGCUCCAGGAGCACAUUCCCCGGGCGCAGGAGUGUGAGGAGCACCUGCCGCAGGUAGAGGAGGCGGUUCGCUCCAUCCUGAGGCUGGGUGGAGACCUGAGCGGGGCGGAGAAACGGCUGGAGGAGGUGACAUUACAGGUGUUUGGGACUGAGGACAGCAUGCUGAAAGCGCUCAAUGAAAUCCUGGAGAUCAGACAGGAGCUGGACACCCUGCAGGCCCAAAAUAGCAUCCUCAAGAUGAAGAACGAGUUGUCCGUGGUUAAAGAGGCGGUCCGUGAACUCACCAUGGUGUUGAGGGAAAAUAGGGUUGAAAAGGAGUCUGAUAAUCUGGAGGAAGAAGAAUGGAAAGAUGAUGAGGAGUGGGAAGAAGAUGACCAGGACGAUCUAGCUCUUCUUGAUGACGUCACUGAAUGAUGCAGCUAGAAAAAAGGAGCUUCACUGUCUUACUAUUUGCUCUAGACGGUGAUUUAAGUUCAGUAUUAACGUUUUAUAAAAUGUGUACCUCACUUUAAUGUCAGACAAAUGUGACAAUCAUUGCAUAACUGUUCACUGAUUUCAACACAAACUCAAGGAUACGUGCUCUGUGUUAUAAUUGCAAUCAACAAUAUGUUUGAUUUGUUUAAUGCGGAGUGACACAUUUAGCUUUCACUUGUAAUAUUAUGAAAUAUGCAGGAUCACUCUCAAGCCAGCCAUUUGCACUGAUACAGCAUCUAUACCACUCUUAUAUCAAUAUAAGUGUUACCUUGAUGAUGCUGAUAGAGGAAUAGCUUUUAUAAAUAAAUAUCAUUAGUCAUAUAUAUAUAUAUAAUGUUGUAUUUCAGCAGUUCCUAAAAAUGUUAAAAACAUGAAAUGUAGCAGCCACUUAGUAAAUAGUCCCAUCAUAAUAUUGUGGUACAGGACGCCUAUUUUUCCUCACAUUUCUAUUUGUUUAUCACUACUUGAUGGUAAAACAGGGUGACGGGCACCAAAAUUGUCCAAUCAAUGAGUUACCUGUCAGUCAACAUCACUUCAUGUUUACUCCUCUUGGUUGUUUUGUACAGACCAGAACUUAAAGGCAACAGGGUUUUGUUUUUUAAUGAUCUGGACCAGAUGAGCUGAACUAUUUUGUGUGUUUUUAUGUCAUCGGACAUCGGGCAUUUUGAUUUCAUCUAUUGAAAGCAUUAUGAUUGUAUGAUGUCAUCACUGAGCUUAUUUAAUAAAAUCACCUUUUUUAGUG